AUGUAUGGAGAUGUCGGCAACAAAUUGGUAUACUGCAGCCAUGUUAUGAACUACUACAACCGACUUACAUGCGGUCAUAGGNUGCAACAUGCAAAACGAACCCAGGCACUUCCUCAACUUCCGGCCUACCAGACAGAGCUCGUUCGUACUGUAGUACGUGAGGUCCGCGAGCUCAACCGAGAAGUCAACACUCUACUGGAGCCCUUCGGCUCUUCUUUCAAUCCAUCUCAAGACCCUGCAACCGCAUGCGCUCUCCUCGUCAACCACCUGAGCAUGCGUCGCAACAAACGCUGUCUCUUGGCCUACCACCGCGUACGUACGGAUAAGCUAGAAGACAUGUGCUGGAGAGGCAUCGAUGUCAUUGGCACCGAGCAGACAACCGCCGAACCUCAAGCCAUGAACGCCGAAGAUACCAAGAGCAGUCUCAGUCCAGAGGAGGAAGAAUACGUGCGUCUGUACAGCGAUCUUUUGGCCGCUUACAAGGGUCAAUGGACCGACAUUGAUCUAACUGGCAGCCUGGACCCGCCGACUGAUCUGUUCAUCGACGUCCGCGUCUUGAAAGAUGCUGGUGAGAUACAGACAGAAUACGGAGCCAUCAACCUCACCAAGAAUAGUCAGUUCUACGUUCGUCAGGGAGAUGUCGAGCGUUUAAUUCAGCAGGGCUAUUUGCAGAAGCUCAGUUGA
This is a messenger RNA of Aureobasidium musti, 684 nucleotides long. The record is from the annotation of a GenBank genome assembly. Lineage: Eukaryota; Fungi; Ascomycota; Dothideomycetes; Dothideales; Saccotheciaceae.